UCGAAUCCCAGCAGCCACACUUUUUUUCCCAUUUUGCGACCCUUUUAGAAGUGUAGGGUUUUUAAAGAGCCCAAUACUCUUUUCUAUUUGCUUUUGUUUUUUUUGGAAGACGCACAAGUUGAAGAUCAACAAAACCUAGAAAAGGGUUUUUAUAUGAGACCAGUUGCUUAUUUUUCUUUCCUUUAUCAUUUUGGAGGGCGCAGAAGUUGAAGAUUGACUAAAGACAGCAAAGAUGAUAGACGAUCAAGACUUGGGUUUCAUAGCCAACUUUCUUGGAAUCUUUAUAUUUGGUUUGGUAAUUGCUUACCAUUAUGUGACAGCUGACCCGAAGUAUGAGGCCAACUAGAUCCAAGAUGCAUGCAACAGUUUAUCUCAGUUACAUGUUUCCUUCAUGUUGAAGUAACAUUAAGUUGGAACAAUGCUGGCAUUUACUAUAUUAAAUGUUAGCAGUUUUUAUGCUAGACAUUUCAUUUACAUUUUGUUAAAGCUUAAUUAAAAAGUUGCACCACAAA
Messenger RNA from Daucus carota subsp. sativus, 512 nucleotides. Its product is annotated as dolichyl-diphosphooligosaccharide--protein glycosyltransferase subunit 4A. The record is from RefSeq and is a predicted model, not a curated record. NCBI's taxonomy places the organism in Eukaryota, Viridiplantae, Streptophyta, Magnoliopsida, Apiales, Apiaceae. The transcript is spliced from 3 exons. Bases 233 to 346 code for a protein of 37 amino acids.